This is a messenger RNA of Pseudovirgaria hyperparasitica, 2325 nucleotides long. RefSeq lists its product as uncharacterized. Gene Ontology annotation, cellular component: nucleus. The transcript has 3 exons. Lineage: Eukaryota; Fungi; Ascomycota; Dothideomycetes; Acrospermales; Acrospermaceae. Bases 1 to 2325 code for a protein of 774 amino acids. Gene Ontology annotation, molecular function: zinc ion binding; DNA-binding transcription factor activity, RNA polymerase II-specific; transcription cis-regulatory region binding. The record is from RefSeq and is a predicted model, not a curated record. Gene Ontology annotation, biological process: positive regulation of transcription by RNA polymerase II.
AUGCCAGACUCAAUUGCGAUGCCACUCCGCCCACCGCGCAUCCUCGCGCCCAAAGAUGGCGGACUUGCAAAGAAAGCUGGACAAACCGAGAGCAAGCGCAGACAACCAAAGAGUCGCUGCCUCACUUGCAGAGCGAAGCGUGUAAAGUGUGAUGAGGUCAAGCCUGAAUGUCGACAGUGCACCGGCCGCGGAAUAGUGUGUGGUGGAUAUCAGAAGGAUCUGCAGUGGAAAGCGUAUGGACAGCCAAAGAGGUUUGUCACCGACCGAAGUUCUGGCUUAGGCAUGUAUGGGGUUUCUAUUGUUAUGGACACGCCAUUAACUCGCAUAGCGACUCGGUCAAGAGAUCACAAAGGUAGUGGUGCUGCUAACCUGCUUGAAAACGCAAGGUCUCAAGGGCUGGGGGAUGGUGUCCAGCAGGACGAGCCGAAUUGUUUUGUAGUCUCGGCAUUCACGUCGACCAGAGCAUCGCCAGAGUCUCGACCGAAUGUUGGUGACGCGGAACAGAGAGGCAGGAUCGAUACGUCUGUGAGUAAUCGACCGAGAAUGAGUUGGCAUUGUUCAGGUGAUGAGAUCGCUGGCAAUGGGCAAUUUCCCAUGUCGGAUCACAAUGGUGACCUGAGGCACGAUAGUCUCGCCGACAGCACCUUUCCGAGCUUCUCGUUUCCAAAUCUAGAGGAUUGGACAGCCGACAACGACGAUUAUGACUGGGACGCGUGCGAGUGGACCGCACUUGAAGGCAUGCUGACGCGACCCGCGCUCGAUUAUCCGUUGCUCGAGGAUGAGACGAUGCAGGUGCCAGAACUCGACAUGUCGCUACAUUCGUGGCUGCACUCGCCCAUGUCGCCAGUAACAGACCUGGACCUGGACCUCCCAGGCCUAUUCCAGCAGCCGCAGUUCAAAUCGGGCAGCGCUGAAAUGAUCUGCCUUGUCUUCAACCAAUACACUUGCCAUCUUCUCUCAAUCGAUGAUCAGCCCCAUCUAAACCCCUGGCGGACCGACAUCUGGCCACUUUCGAAAGAGCACCCGGCGCUUUAUCAUGGCCUUGCAGCGAUGACUUGCUUUCAUCUAUCGAAAGCUCGGCCGGAUCUGCGGACUCAUGGCUUCUAUCACGUGGACCGAAGCAUGUCGCAGAUGUCUGCGACUUAUAGUGAAGAUGCGAAUGUCAUGCCGCUCGAAGUUGUAGUGGCCACGUUGUUGGCUCUAGGCUGGGCAGAGACGUGGGAUAGCCAGCUGUCAUCGACAGGAAAGAUGCAUAUUGCGAAUGCGGGCGGGCUGAUCCGGGGAAUGCGUGACUACUCGAACCAGUCCGCACUCCUUCGCUUCCUGACCAACAACUUUCUCUACAUGGACACGAUAGCAAGACUGACGUCGACCUUUGACGACAUGACGAUCAAAGAGACGCCGAUUCUGGAGAUACCGAGUGCGUCGUCCAUGGCGGAGCUGCAGUUUGACAACCUCAUGGGCUACGCGUCCACGCUGUUUCCAGUCCUGCGAGGCAUUGCAGACCUCGUGGGCUGCAUCCGGUACCGUGACCAGAAGCGCAACUCGGCAGCCAUGGUGUCGCGCGCCACAGAGCUCAAGACCGCAGUCGAGCGAUGGAAGCCGUCUGUAGACCCAGACACAGUCGACGAGCUGACGGCGACAAUGUCAGACGCGGUACAGACAGCCGAAGCGUACCGCUGGGCCAGCCUGCUGCUCCUCCAACAAGCAGUCCCGGAACUGCCCAACACGACCUCGUACGGGCGCAUCGCCCAGACCAUCCUCGUCUUCCUCGCCACCGUGCCCCUGACCUCGACAACGCUCAAGGUGCACCAUUUCCCGCUCAUGAUGGCGGGCACGGAGACGGUCGAGCGCGAGGACAGAGACUGGGUGCGCGAGCGCUGGCACGCCAUGGGCCAGCGCAUGAUCACGGGCAUCGUGGACAAGUGCCUGGACGUCACGACAGAGGUAUGGCGGCGACGAGACGAGUAUGCAGAGCGGUGGCGCACAUGUCCCAUCUCCGGCGCCAAACAGCCGCCUCGAGCUCCGGCGACAUGUGCCGGCGCGCCACAGCAGCAGCAGCGGCAGCAGCAACAGGACGGGCGCAAGGCAUUCUUCGACACGAGUUCCUUUGAGGCGGUGGCUGGAGUGGCGAAGGAGGGCUACGAGCGAGGUGCGAUGCGCAAUGGGCGCCGCUCGACGUCGCCUACGUUUCCGUUGUCGGCGGCGUUUAGCAAGGGUGUGGACCAGUUGACGCGGUCGGGGUGUCUGGACUUUACGGUGCGGGGGACGUUGCACUGGCUCGGGGUGAUGAAGGACUUUGGAUGGGAAGUGAUGCUCGGGUGA